This is a messenger RNA of Prunus armeniaca (apricot), 333 nucleotides long. NCBI's taxonomy places the organism in Eukaryota, Viridiplantae, Streptophyta, Magnoliopsida, Rosales, Rosaceae. The record is from the annotation of a GenBank genome assembly.
AUGACUUGGGGCCAUGUCCAUCACCCAAGUAAUCAAAUGGUUGGUUCACUCCUCAUGUAUACUCAGCGACAAAAUAUUUUGACCGCUCAACAUGGCCAAAAUGGUCUCGGCCGAACCACGGCCAUUGACCAAAAUGAUCUCGACCGAGAUCCAGUCAUCGGUCUCGACCACGUGUUGGUUGAAGAUGUUAUGGAAGUCACUGGGAUACUAAUCUUGAGGCCGAAUUCGGCCACUUCAUUGGAAUUCCAACAAUUCAUGUGUGAUAUAAAGACAAUGGCACAGACAAUGGCCACCCAAAAUGCUCAAAUCAAUGAGAGUUGGAUCGAUUGCUAG